Messenger RNA from Haemonchus placei, 2013 nucleotides. The record is from the annotation of a GenBank genome assembly. NCBI's taxonomy places the organism in Eukaryota, Metazoa, Nematoda, Chromadorea, Rhabditida, Trichostrongylidae.
AUGUCAGGUUGGGAGCACCAUCGGCAGGAAACAGGAAUUCCUAUUAACAUGAGGAGCAUUGCUCAAAAUGGAAACGGACGUGCUAUCGGUGUAACACCUGUGUACCCUCGUGGCGAAAAUAUCCGCCCCAAUUACAAUCUCCCACAAGGUGUCUUGCCGAGCCAAGGUGUUCAGAGAGCAGUCAGUGGUCCGAGCGUCUAUGGCUCAGCACCUAACCGAUUUCCAGCUUAUUUCACCGCCCCAGGAGUUGAGAUGAGACCUCAUUAUCCACCCUGUUUUCCAUCACGUGGAACAUACUUGAUUCCCGGCAAGCAAAGGGGACAAUUGCAUCAAAGAUUUUCGCAUAGCCCGACGACAAGAGGAAAUUCCGAUGUCUCAUCUAACACACAUAAUACUCCUACGUACGGCAUUGUACCGCCACGACCUUUGCGAAUGCAGAACAACCAAUAUCCGUGUGCUCCGGCAGGACAGUUGUAUCUUCACGAACAAGUGGUUGCUCCUAUUCCUUCUGUACAGCCGGCUCUUCUAGCAAAUCAUGACAGUCUCUCAACCGAGUGUGUUACGAAAAUGGGAAAACUCGACGUUCUUCAUUUGCAGCCAGUUGCAGUUUCGGCUGGAGAAAAUGGUUUUCAACCUGCUGGUGGUGUAUCUAUUUCCGAGAGUGAUAUUUCUUUUGUGAUAAGUUGUAGGCAUCGAGACAAGGACGUCGAGGAGGUCACGGUUGUGAUCAUCGCAAUGCAUAUAGUCAAAAUUGCUUACAUCCGCGGCGUAGGAGUGAAAAAUUAUUUGGCGCUUCUGCUCACCGAUAUUGGACGGUUAGAACUAUACGACUUGUUGCAGAUCCGUGAUCACUACAGGAAUUGGGAUCUCAUUUUCUACGUCAAUUUCGAUCCCCGAUUAGAAAAGCAAGUUCGCGAUCGGCUCGGUGAAUUUUACGGCUCAAAAGUAAAUGAUGUUGACCAGUGUGAAUUGAAAACUAUGCCUGAUCUUUCGUGGAACAUAGUUCGUGUACUCCGGUAUGCACAUUUUCUCGAUAUUCUGGCGAAGGAGAGUGAAGAAUCUUCUAAAAAUAAUUCGGUUUCACAAGGACCCUCUUCGAUUCAACGAUGUAUAGAAACAACCGGCUUAACUGCUGAAGGAGACGUUGAUCUGAACCGAGAUGAGACUCAAGCCAAUGCUGGUGAUACUCCACCAGCAACAAUCUAUCAUACCACCCAGCAAGCUCCGAGUACUUCACGCGAAGAAUCUGUCUCUGAGGAUAAUAACAACAACUUUCCCGCUGGUGGUAUAUCUACUAGAGCACGUAUACAAUCCUCUUCGAGUUGGAACGCAUUUGGUCAGUUUGGUAAUGAGGAAAAACCGUAUAUCAUUAGAGACGGCGACACCUCUUCCAUAAACCACGCCUCCAGUGUGAAGCCCUUCGAAAACUAUGGCACUGCUGGCGAAUUUCUGGCUUCGUUCAGUGGCCUUGAUGAUACCAACGAUUUUCCUGUUGACUUCUUAGAGGAAGAAAAGAAUUUGGAAAUCCCUGACAAAGGUGAUGUUAAAAUUCAGGAAGAACUUCUGACUGUUGAGGACGGAGACAACGCGGACGUGGUAAUGAAAUCUGGUGAGAGCCUCAAAUUCGUGGGUGGAGUUAGCGUGGGCCUGGACGUGGCAAGAGAAAAUCUUUAUGAUGGUGCUCUUAUGAAUGGAGAUAUGGCCUCCUUCUUCAUCGUACACUAUAUUCCUCAUGCCUUGCUACCAAGCAAUUGGUCGAAAAGGAAUAAAGUGUAUUUUGCCAAUAGCGACUUGUAUCCAAUGGUCAGCCGUAAGUGCCGCAAUAGUUUACUUCAGGGAGAAGAGAUGACUGCUGAGAAGGUGAAGGAACUCUUCUUAUCAAGAAAGGGCGCAAUACCAUCGUACCUGCAGAAGCUUAUGGAAGCAGAACUUUCUGUUAUUCCGAUAUUCUGGGAGAAUCAUUGGUCAAAAUUAUUCUUAUCUGCUGAAAGUUUGAUUCUGUUGAUUAUUUAG